This is a messenger RNA of Gongylonema pulchrum, 201 nucleotides long. The record is from the annotation of a GenBank genome assembly. Lineage: Eukaryota; Metazoa; Nematoda; Chromadorea; Rhabditida; Gongylonematidae.
AUGCCGGCGUAUGCUACGUUAUUCUACAAAUACGUUACGCGACGUUUCUCCACAUUAUUUCUGGCGCUAACCAUUGGAGCGAUUGGCACUGAUCUUGUUGUGGACAAACUUGGUGACUACCUUUUCGAUAGGUACAACAAGGGGAAGUUGUGGAAGGAUAUCAAGGAUCGCUAUGUGGACGAGCUCGCUUUCACUGGAUGA